GGAAAAAUCAUUAUGCGUACUAGUUUUUUUUUCCUCUCAAGUUAGCCUUCUCGAUACUUGCGUUGUUGCACUAAUCGUUGCUGCUUGCUGUGGGAAGGACGGGAAUAUAAUACGUAGAAAAAAAACCUUCGCUAGGGAACAAAGUUGCGUUUCUAGGUGGAAAUUCCUAGAAACGUGCUGUGAAAAUUUUCUUUUAAAGAAUAAAAAUUAAUGUACAAGUGUUCAACAUAUGCUUAUCCGUUAAUCCCCAUCGAUAAAAUUCUUUUCAUUCGAGAGACUCCAUUGUUGGGAAUUGGGAAAUAAGACCGUCCGUCGCACAAAAGAAGAAAGCAUAACGCAACAAAAACAAGAAGAUUGAAAUUUGGUUUUAGCAGUUCAAAAUCCAGAAUAAAAAAAAUUAGUAAACCACAACUCAAGAAAACUGGCACACCCAUACAAACGGAAAUAUCAAGACUGAAAUCCUCAGCGAGAAGAAAAAGCAUCGGACUACGUACGAUCGACCAGCUGCCGCCGCUCCGCCGAAAGAACCACCACAGAAAAUAAUUAUGGCUUGUGCAACAUUGAAACGUGCACUGGACUGGGAGAGCCUGAACCAGAGGCCGUCCAAACGGCGAAGAUGCCAUCCGUUCGGGAGCCCCAGCAGCAGCAGCAGUCCUUCACAAUCCACAGCCGCCGCCUCCAGUUCCGGUGCCUCAUCCUCAGCGUCGGCUGCUAUGCGUGUUAUGGAACCGAAGCCUUCGCCAUUCGCCGACACCGGCUGCCCAAAGUUGACCCCAGAGAAAAUGGCCCAGAAUAUAACCGAAGAAAUCAAAAGACUACACCGUCGGAAGCAGCUCACAUUCCACUCGCAUCACAACAUGGAACGUAUGCAGGACUCUGAAUCGAGCGGAUCCGAGAUGGGCCCGGAUAGCCCACGCCGGCCGGACAGUCCACCAAGCAUGGUCAAGCACCCGGAAAAGGCUUUGUUUACUUUCAAACAAGUGCAAAUGAUCUGUGAGCGAAUGCUCAAGGAGAGAGAAGAUUCGCUACGGGAACAGUACGAUGCAGUGCUGACAACUAAACUCGCCGAACAGUACGAUGCAUUUGUUAAAUUUACAUACGACCAAAUACAGAGACGUUAUGAAGCGGCGCCAAGUUACCUCUCCUAAUCAGCUAGUUAACUUAUGAUGUUAAGCAAGCAGCAAGCAACAGCGUCUAUAAAUGUACAUCCACACAACACAGUAACGUACAGCAACAAAAACACACAACUUUCCCACAACACUUCACAAAUUUCCUUCAUAGGCCGUUUUUUUGCUAUUCAUUUUUUUACUAAAUUAUAUUAAACCAUUCUGCUGAUGCCAUCAUCCGCAGCGAGAAAUACUACAAAAAUAAGAUUGGAAAGACAUGUGAGAAAAUGAACGUGUCCAACGCUUCGACAAGAAGUUUACUUUGAAUUUUGUUGUAUGGACUCUACACAGUAAUUGAAUUUCCAAAUAUGAAUUUAACUUCUGAAUCAUUUUCAAAUUUAUUUAAUACGAAGAGUAUCAAAAUACUAUACAUAGAAGUAAAAAAAAACGUUCUCUGUAACAAAAAAAAAAAAAAAUGACUACGAAUUCUUGAGACAUAAUUGAUCCUAGGGCUAGCUGCACAACGUGGUGGUCAUAUCGUGCUGCCAAGAGUGCCGUUUUUAGUCUUGCUGGUCAAACAGGCUUAACUUAUGGAACUAUCUAUCGUCGGAAGUCAGCUAUAUGAAAGAUGAAUGAAUGACACAAAUCGCGGACUCAGAUAAAUAUAGUUUUAAUUUUGUUUCAGUUGGUCUCUCAAGUAUAUCUAUUUUUCUAGUUUCUUUUGUUCAUCUUGUACUCAAAUAACAAAUCUUGAUACGAUGAUAUAUUCAUUCUUAGUUUAAUUUUUUUUCUUAUAGCAUUCUUUAAAUUUUUGCUAGCAAAAUUUAAUUGAUAAGAGUUUUGUUUGAUUGUAAGUUUGGUAAUAUUUGUCAAUUCAGUUCAAUCUUGUUUCUUUUCAAAAUGCUUCCUUCCUCAUAAAACCUUCUUUUAGUAAAUUUGUUGUCUAUUGUAGAUUUUCUGUUUUGUUGCAGUCAUAAUCACCAACGAUGAAACUUUUGUUAGCGUACAUGUUAAAAUUUAUGUUCUAACACUCAUCAUGCAAUAAUAAAUCGAUAAAUGACAACUGUGUUAGUUUUACUGUUUAUUCUUCUCUUAUUUUCAUCAUUAGAUGAUGUAAGAUCCACUCUGUUCUGUGAGAUAUCCCAAAAUACUUGAAAUAAUCCAGGCAAAUUCCGAAACGGAGUUCUAAAAUCUGCUGACCUCUAUCAUUGUCUCACUAGAACCCUAAGAAUGCCAGAAAAUUAACCUAUAUUAUUUGCGCGAUAGAAAAAAUCAGAAGGUCAAGUGACGAAAAAAACUAAACAUAACAUUAGAAAACACACAACAUAUACAUUUAUACAUAUGGUAUAUAUAUAUAUAAAUAUAUAUUUAUAUACAUGCAGAAAAGAAGACAUACAAUACUGGACAAAGACGUAUGUAACCAGAAGUCGGAAGUAAAAUUGACAAAAUGCAGUAAAAUGUUCAUGUAACAGUUAAGUUUCUAUUUAAGUUAAGGGUAAGUACUGUCAUUAUUAGUAUACUUAAUAAAACAGUAAAAGAUUGAGCGUAAAGAAAACUAAAAAUAGAAAAAAAACACAAAAAUUAAGCUUAUACUAUUAUAUGUAAGAUGAGGUUUAUUCGUAAGCGUUUAUAUACAUAUGUUUUAUAUAAAAAAAAAAAAAUAAGAAAGAAUAUGAUGCAAAAUUUAUUUAAAUGAAAAUUCUAAGGAAUACACAACACAUAGCUCACCCAAACAGCCCCAUGUCAUUGCAGAGCAACUCACAGCAGGCACCUCUUUACUAACAGAAUCCUUAAUAGGUAAGCUGGAAAGCAUUACAUUAUCAGAAGCAACCAACGCAGACAUACAAAAUAAACUAGCUAUAACCUAACCAAAAUGUAGCAGCCUGCAAAAUGAAACCACACAAAUAUAUAUAAUAACGACAUUCUCGAACUCCUCCCCCAGAUAACCCAUUGAACGAGUUACGGGGAGCUAUUCGAUGUUUUAGUCCGGUAAAACAACUCAUACAAAAUACAUAGCAUCAAAAACACGCAGCAUCUAAUAGCCUAACUUACCAAAGCAAACGAAACGAUUAGAGAAAAUGAAAUCAGAGUUAAUAAUGGCAGUGCGUAAGAAAAAUAUAGAAUUGAAAAAUAAUCUAUCUAUUGCCAGUUAGCCGUCGAAGUGCGAAGGUUGCGUUCAUGAAGUUGUAGACCUUCAAACACGCGGCGCGUUCGACAGGACGAACGGCACUUGGCAAUGUUCAUUGCAAUCCCUAAUUUUAUUUGUAUUUCAUCAUUUGACUACAAAAGCUGAAUUAAUGAAAUAGGCAGACGAAACAAGUAGGAAGUAAAAACAUCUCGUAAAUAAAAAUACAAUUUGCUAAGUAUAAACAA
Uranotaenia lowii is the source of this 3479-nucleotide messenger RNA. RefSeq names its product akirin. The record is from RefSeq and is a predicted model, not a curated record. The coding region runs from base 546 to 1148 and encodes 200 amino acids. NCBI's taxonomy places the organism in Eukaryota, Metazoa, Arthropoda, Insecta, Diptera, Culicidae. The transcript has 5 exons. Gene Ontology annotation, molecular function: transcription coregulator activity. Gene Ontology annotation, cellular component: chromatin; nucleus. Gene Ontology annotation, biological process: positive regulation of transcription by RNA polymerase II; positive regulation of innate immune response.